CGUAGUGUGGAGACGUUUAUCUAGUGUUCGCAGAUGAGGAGAGUAAGUGCUGCAGAGAAAGCAAAAGCAACUGUAUAAUAAAACGACUUGAUAUUUAUUUUAUUUUUUAAAAAGUACAGUUUCAGUUUGGUAUAGCAUCCGUGUGCAAAUGGGAAGAGAUAACUGUUCAGGAAACAUAGAAAUAAUUAAUAAUUUUGAAGAAGCAAGCAACAUAACAACAACCCUGAAUCAGCGGUGAAAAGUAAAAAUGUCUAAUUCUAAAUUGAAGAGGAGAAGGGUCGACGAUGAAGCAAGAAAGUUCCAAGAACAGUGUACUGAAAAUGAUUUCUUUGUGGAAUAUGAAGAUGUAGCCCCUGCAAUGGUAGGUUCGCACAAUGGACUCGUUGCUCGUAUCAGGAAAAAAGGAGGCGAUUGACAUCUUUGUGAAAGAGAAGGGAAUGCAAGGGGAGGAUCUGUCUGAUCAUCAAAUUCGCUGACAAAAAUGCAACUCUCGGAACACACAAACUAUGGAAGAUAUGAAGAAUACGUGCUGAGUCAUCUGGCUGCGUUCCAAGGCAGGCUUCUGGUCUUCAAAUCCAAAGAAAACAACAUCCAUGUAUUUUACAAUGCCAUUUUCUGUAACUUAAAGACUUGCCUGAAAAGUUUCAGCUUGAAUUAAUUGAACUGCAGUGAUCUAUGGAGCUAAAGGACACAUUUAAUAAAGUUGCCCUGCUGGAGUUUUAUGCUAGUUAAGAUGCCCGCUUUCCUAACCUGAAACAGCAUGCACAGAGAAUAUUCACUGCAUUUGGAAGCACAUACAUUCAUGAACAAACAUUUUCUCUGAUGAAAGUCAACAAAUCCCAGCACAGAAUCUGUCUCUGAUACUCACCAGAGAGAUGUUUUGACUGUUUCAGUGUCUAAUCUGAAGGCUGAUGUCAAACAAAAAAGUCUCACUGAAAAGUUAGAUUCUUGAAGUUCUCACCACCAAGGAAAAGCAGCCUCCAAGGAACACAAGCUUACAAGAUGAAAAAGAUGGCCUGUCCUGGGGUUGUCAGGAGAGACAGUAUUUCAGACGACUCUUUAGAGUCCCCGGAACAGGGACCAUUACAAGGAAUGGAGCCAUACCUGGUGAGGAGGCUGUCUUGUCGGAAUUUGCAGUUGCCACCACUGGCCUUCAGACAAGCAGAGCAGUAUGACUGGGAUAGAAAGCCUGAAUCAGAGUGCAUACAGAGGCCGACCUCCCUUCCCCUCAGAACUCCUCUCAUUGCUAUAACAUCUGCAGACACCAGCAGUUUCGAUGUCGACAAUGGCACAUCUUCGGGGCGGAGUCCUUUGGAUCCCCUGGCAAGUCCUGGAUCAGGGCUCAUCCUCCAGGCCAACUUCGUCCACAGUCGGCGGGAGUCCUUCCUGUACCGUUCAGACAGUGACUACGAUCUCUCACCGAAAUCUAUGUCCAGGAACUCCUCCAUUGCCAGUGACAUGAUUAACUGUCAUCAGAGACCUGGUUUGGUUUCUCGGAGAUCAGAACCAGUUCUUUCUGGAAAUCAUGGAGACGACCUGAUUGUAACACCCUUUGCACAGGUGCUGGCUAGUUUGAGAACUGUACGAAAUAAUUUUGCUACAAUAACCAACUUACCAGACCGAGCCUCAAACAAGCGAUCACCCAUGUGUAACCAGCCGUCCAUCAACAAGGCCUCCUUUACAGAGGAGGCCUACCAGAAACUGGCCACCGAGACCUUGGAGGAGCUGGACUGGUGUUUGGACCAGCUGGACACACUACAAACCAGGCAUUCCGUCAGUGAGAUGGCCUCCAAUAAGUUCAAAAGAAUGCUUAACCGGGAACUUACCCACCUGUCUGAAAUGAGCAGAUCUGGCAACCAGGUCUCAGAGUUCAUAUCAAGCACAUUUUUAGAAAAACAACAUGAGGUAGACAUGCCUUCUCCAGCACAGAAAGAGAAAGACAAGAAAAAGAAGCCGAUGUCUCAGAUCAGCGGGGUGAAGAAACUAAUGCACAGUACCAGUUUAACAAACUCAAAUAUUCCACGGUUUGGGGUCAAAACGGAAAUGGAAGAUUCACUGGCAGCUGAGUUAGAAGACGUCAAUAAAUGGGGCCUUAAUGCAUUCAAAGUUGCAGAAUUUUCGGGAAACAGGCCUUUAACAGUCAUGAUGCACACGAUUUUCCAGGAACGGGAUUUGUUAAAAACCUUCAAAAUUCCUCUAGACACCUUUAUCACCUACUUGAUGACUUUAGAAGAUCAUUACCAUGCAGAUGUCGCAUAUCACAACAACAUUCACGCUGCUGAUGUUGCUCAGUCCACUCACGUGCUGCUGUCUACCCCUGCUCUAGAGGCUGUGUUCACAGAUCUGGAAAUUCUUGCUGCCAUUUUUGCCAGUGCUAUUCAUGACGUAGAUCACCCAGGAGUAUCCAACCAGUUCCUUAUUAGCACCAACUCUGAGCUUGCCUUGAUGUACAAUGACUCAUCGGUGCUGGAGAAUCAUCAUUUGGCUGUGGGCUUCAAGCUGCUGCAGGAUGAGAACUGUGACAUUUUCCAGAAUUUGACCAAAAAACAGAGACAAUCACUGAGGAAAAUGGUCAUUGACAUUGUUCUUGCAACAGAUAUGUCCAAACACAUGAAUUUGUUGGCAGACUUGAAAACUAUGGUGGAAACCAAAAAAGUUACCAGCUCUGGAGUUCUCCUUUUGGACAAUUACUCAGAUAGGAUACAGGUUCUACAAAACAUGGUCCACUGCGCAGAUUUAAGUAAUCCCACCAAGCCUCUCCAGGUGUACCGGGAAUGGACAAACAGAAUAAUGGAGGAGUUCUUUAGUCAAGGAGACCGGGAGAGGGAGAGAGGCAUGGAGAUCAGCCCCAUGUGUGACAAGCACAACGCAUCGGUCGAAAAAUCACAGGUGGGGUUCAUAGACUACAUCGUUCAUCCUCUCUGGGAAACGUGGGCAGACCUGGUCCACCCGGAUGCACAAGACAUCUUAGACACACUAGAGGACAAUCGCGAGUGGUAUCAGAGCACAAUCCCGCAGAGCCCCUCCCCAGCCCCGGGUGAGCAGGAGGACAGCCGGCAGGGGCAGGCUGAUAAAUUCCAAUUUGAACUGACGCUGGAGGAGGACGUCGAGUCGGACACGGAGAAGGACAGCGGCAGCCAAGCUGAAGAGGAAGAGGAGGAGGAGGAGGAGGAGGAAGAGGACAACAGCUAUAGUGACUCUAAAACCCUUUGCACUCAGGACUCUGAGUCCACGGAAAUCCCACUAGAUGAACAGGUGGGUGAGGAAGAGGAAGAGGAGGAGGAGGAGGUCUCUGUGGAACCCUGCAAUGUAGAGGAGGAAGAACAGCCUGCCGACACAUAACAAUGUAGACAGCAUUAAAUAAUAAUGAAAUUAUUAAUAAUAAGAAUAAAUAAUAAUAAUUAAAAUAAUAAUAAUAAAAGUUCCAAAGCGCACAUGUUGCACAUCACGACCUUGUCCACUCCUCACUCCCACCGGGCUGGACAGAGUAGAUCAGAGACUGCUGGUAGUUCUAUAACUUUGCACUCAGGAAUAUUGUGUCAGAAUUUCAAGCUUAUUGGAGCAACACGUCAGUUGAUGACAUUCAACUCUCGGGUUCAGACGUUUUGAGGCUGGAGUGGGUUAUUUUAUUCUAGCAAACAGAAACUAUUCCAGAAUAAUUGUAGUGGAUUGUAACUCGCCUGAAAAAGAAAGAAAAGAAUGAAAGGGUUUGUUUUUGUGUAACUGGAGAAAUGUGUACAACACUAGUCUGGAUGACAUCCUACCAGGACUCUUUCAUGGAAGAAAUAACAAGACAAUGUGAAAAGUGCAGUGUUGGAGGAAAAUAGCAAUUUACCAACAAAAUACCACGAGGAAUAUGUUGUGUGGAUUAAACGAGACAAUUUUCUAAAUUUCAAGUCUUCCUUGAAAACUGACUGAAAAAAAAUGCAGCUUUUGGGCUGUUUUGACCUCUUGAGUUUUUGUAUUGUAUGUAAAAUUGAGAUAUUUUGUAGAUUUUACUUUUUAAUUAUAACAAAUGUAUGGAAAUAUUAUAUUUAAAAUAUUUUAAAAGUUUCAUCUGCUAUUGCAUUUUUUUUUUCUUUUCGCAGCAAGUAACUUGCAAGUUUGCUGUACAAAUCCAAGCACUAUGUGGUGUUUUUUUGGUUAUUUGUUUUGUUUUGGUUUGUUUUUGCUUUGUGUGAAUAUAAAGCAUAAUCCCCAGGCACUUUUUAUUAUUGCUAUAAUUAUGUUUAACAUCCAGCAUACUUUUGGUGCAGACAACUAUAUAUUUUUUAACACAGGUGUCCAUGUGUCUUUAUAUAUAGUGCUAAAAUUUCCACUGAAUUAAUUACAUUGCCUAUGAAAAAAGGCCAGUUAAACAAUAGCGACUGUAUGGAUCCAUUAUAGUUACAUUGUAAUGUAAUUCCAGUAAUCAGCAAAUGUCCCGGAAAAGAUCAUACAACACCUCUGUUCUGCUUUAUUCUGUAUGAAAAUGUAGACUAAAUAAUAUAAAAACUAAUAUGUAAAUCAUCUGUGAAUACUGCUGUGCGAAGGUUUUAACAAUUCAGCAUAGUGUAUUUAUGUCUGUUAAAUAUUGCAGUUGUGACAGGGAGGGGUCUACUUUAAUAGAUUUAAGAGUGGUGAUGCUUAGAUCCAGUGCCAUGCCAUUGUAGUAGGCUUUACAGCUUGGGUUGAAUUGGGAAGAAAACUGUCUGCACUAAAAAAAAGGAAAUGCUGUUUUUAUCCAUGUCCUAAUUAGAAGGAGCAUCAACACAAGACAAUCAGCUGCAUAAUGGUAGAGCCUCAGGAGUCAGAGCUAAAUACAUGCACUGAAGAGUUCACAAUGCUUUUUCUUGCCAAAACUGUGCACUGCAUUUGGAGCUGCAUACUGGUUCUUAUAAUACAGUUAAAAAAGUGACUUGUUUUCUUCAUUUUUUUAAAGCUUUUUUUUUUGCCAUAUUAAAAUAUCUGUAGAACGUAACAGUAGCAUUCACAGCUGUACAUUUUAGCUUGCAAGUUACUAUACCCACAUAUUUUAUUAUUAUUUUUUUUUUUUGGUUAUGGUGAGAGUCUGUAGAUAGAACAAAAGAAAAACUUGAAUGGAUCUGGGUUUAUUGAGCGCUUAAAGAAAAAGAGGUUCUUUUAAAUGCAUUGUUUAAAUAUUUUAUUAUUUUGUGCCAUGCCUUUUUUUUUUUCUCACCAGAUGCCCUUACCUGUAAUACAGUCUCGUUUGUCUCUGUUUACAACCAUGUAUUUAUUGUGCUGUACAUACUAUAAUGUUUAUUGUAAAUUAUCGAUUAUUAUUAUAUCAUCCCUUAUGGGGGUGGUGUUGCUGUAUUUGGAAACUCUUGGUGAGAGAAUGAUUAUUAUAUAUACUUAUUCAAUGUAAAUGUAUCUUCUGUAAUACAAUAUGUCACCUUAGAGCUUGUUUAUGGAGAACUGGGGAAAGCCAAACCAGAUUUUAAAAAGCCGCAGGUCUUUGGUCCCAGGGCUGUGCCUUAACUUUUAAACAAUGUAUUUUUUUAAUUUAUUUUUAUUUUUCUCUUCUGUUGUGCUGUAUUAGGAUGUUAUGUGACUGUGUGGCUAGGGCUGGACAUUUUAACAUAAAACAGAUGCCUUAGGCAAUUAAAGCUUUAUGUUAUGCUAUUAAGACCUAAUCCCAUUUUUUUUAAAACCCAGCUUGUGCAGCUUUAUUUCUGUUGAAAUGUUUAAAAAAUAACACAACACUAUUAUGGUCACUAAGAGUGCACAGUGCUCAUGUUUAACUAUAUCUAAUAUUUUAAUGCAAUACUAUAAGAAUCCAAUUUUUAAACUUACAAAAUGUUCAGUUCUGUACAGUAGUAGUAGUGUAUUUUUUAUUCAAUCUGAUACAACUUUUUACAAGUAAGAAAUUCAGGUACUCAUUCUGUAAUCUACCUUUGCCCAGCCCAGUAAAUGUUUGCUUGUUUAGAGAACAAGUUAUUUAUUUUUCUUUUCUUUUAAACAGAGCCUCCUUUUUGACACACAUACUGUAGAUUCUAGCAGCCCUGGCCCAAAGGAAUUGGUCGCUUUUGUUUUUAAACUGUAUAAAAGGGAUACAUUAACUGUAACUACAAAGACUCCUGAACAACUAUUAUUUUUUCUAUUGGUUAUGUCUUUAGAAUGCCAACUUGUCUGGAGGUUUCACAAGACAAUUAUUUUACUGGAUUCAUUAUCUCUUACAGUCUAUGGGAUAGUACUGUAGGUCAUGCUCAGAACCUUCAUUGAAAACAUUUUUUUAUAUGCAACAGAUGAAAUAAAAGCAUGGGUUGAUUCUGCCUAAAUCCUG
Messenger RNA from Acipenser ruthenus (sterlet), 6286 nucleotides. RefSeq names its product cAMP-specific 3',5'-cyclic phosphodiesterase 4D-like. The record is from RefSeq and is a predicted model, not a curated record. Gene Ontology annotation, biological process: signal transduction. NCBI's taxonomy places the organism in Eukaryota, Metazoa, Chordata, Actinopteri, Acipenseriformes, Acipenseridae. Gene Ontology annotation, cellular component: perinuclear region of cytoplasm; nucleus; cytosol. Gene Ontology annotation, molecular function: 3',5'-cyclic-AMP phosphodiesterase activity. The transcript is spliced from 22 exons. The coding region runs from base 1003 to 3342 and encodes 779 amino acids.